This is a messenger RNA of Chara braunii, 735 nucleotides long. The record is from the annotation of a GenBank genome assembly. Lineage: Eukaryota; Viridiplantae; Streptophyta; Charophyceae; Charales; Characeae.
CCGUAUCGAUACAUGGAAGUGCACGCAAUCUGCCUUGUAGAUUUCGUUUUGUCGUUUUUUCACUGUUCAAACCCGAGGGGGCGGGACAUGCCCGACAGCCAAACAGGACGGGGAACGGUCGCGAGAUCGCUGGUGGCCCGCAAAAUGGGGCGCGAGAUAGGGGGUAAGGGGCGCGGCAAGUGCUUGGGUAAAAGUCGCACACGCUCUUUCUCAGCGGCGUUGGGCGUGAAGGCGGGGGGAGUUCCGUUUCGUUUACACUCGGCCCAGAACUUUCGUUCACACCCCGCCCUCCAACGUUAUGGUCCAACUUUGGAAGUCGAGAGUAGCUAUACCAUAGACAAUGUGAAGACGAAGAUACAAGGAAGGGAUUCCUCCGGAUCAGCAGAGACUCAUCUUUGCGGGAAAGCAGCUUGAAGAUGGCAGAACCCUCGCAGAUUAUAACAUCUAGAAGGAGUCCACCCUACAUCUUGUGCUGAGACUUCGUGGAGGAAUCAUAGAGCCUUCGCUGAUGGCUCUUGCGAGGAAGUACAAUCAGGAGAAGAUGAUUUGCCGCAAGUGCUAUGCGAGGCUGCAUCCGCAAGCGGUGAACUGUCGGGAGAAGAAGUGUGGCCACAGCAACCAGCUGCGGCCCAAGAAGAAGAUCAAGUGAGAGAUGCUGCUCGCUUUCGGUGUGAUAGUCCUUGUGCUCCAAGUUGUGUCAUUUCGAGUGUCGCUGGCUCUCGAGUGCCAAAGCAG